Alnus glutinosa is the source of this 815-nucleotide messenger RNA. RefSeq lists its product as uncharacterized. Bases 183 to 785 code for a protein of 200 amino acids. The record is from RefSeq and is a predicted model, not a curated record. The transcript is spliced from 2 exons. Lineage: Eukaryota; Viridiplantae; Streptophyta; Magnoliopsida; Fagales; Betulaceae.
CAUGCUUGCCAAAGCAAAAGAAGGGGUGGGUUGCAAUAAAGAAUGGAGAAAAAGAAAAGAAGCUGCACAUCUUAGAGUUACAAAUUGCAGAAAAAGGGGUCUUCUUCCUUCUCAACCCAAAUGAGACUUCUCUGCUCUCCUUCUCCAGCUCUCCCAUACUCACUCUCCACUCUGCUUAGUUCAUGCAAGAUCCAAAGAACUCAAACACUACAAGGAAGCCCUGGUAUCAAAGAGCAAUGGAGAUGGCGACACUAUGGAAAACCAUUUCCAAGUCCACAGGAAUCCCAAGUAGGAGUACAAAUGGUAGAGUAUGGAAAAGCAUUUCCAGAACCCCAGAAAUGGCGAGUAGUACUACUGCUGCAAAUUCUAAUAAUUAUUACAGAAACAAGCUAAGAAAAUGUACCUCUCUCAAGGUUGCCACUUCGUUUACUAGAGUCUGUCUUUGUGCGCCAAUCUCUUCCUACAAUGAGGUUUUCCGAGCUGAGGUUCCGCCGAGAAGAAGCAACAGUUACCCAAGAUCAAAGCCGUUUCCUCCGAUCUCACAAGAGAAAAGUAUAAUUCCCAGCGCAAGGCUUAGCGUGGAAGGUAGAAGAGUUUUCCGGGGAAAGUCGUUGACCGAUGAUGUUUUGAUGAGAAGAUUUGUGGUUGAAGAAGAAGCGAUGAUGCAGAUUAGAAGGAGAAAUCAAAUGGAAGUCAUAAGGAGGAGGAGUGUUAUGAGAAGGAAGAAGCUUGGGCCUAGUCGUCUUAGUAGAAUGGUUAUGGCAGCUGUGGAGGAACAACCUUAAUUUUUUUUUUUUUUUUUUUUUUUUCAUUUU